AUGCCUCACAUCCCGUUGACACCUCAAGAGGCACGCGAAGUUCAUUGCUUCAAAAGGCUCAAGACGUAUGCCAACUUUCAAGACGCACCUCAGGAGGAGGCUUCUCUCAGCAAUAGGCUCAAGACGUAUGCCAACUUUCAAGACGCACCUCAGGAGGAGGCUUUUCUCAGCAAUAGGCUCAAGACGUAUGCCAACUUUCAAGACGCACCUCAGGAGGAGGCUUCUCUCAGCAAUAGGCUCAAGACGUAUGCCAACUUUCCAGACGCACCUCUGGAAGAGGCUUCUCUCAGCAAUAGGCUCAAGACGUAUGCCAACUUUCCAGACGCACCUCAGGAGGAGGCUUCUCUCAGCAAUAGGCUCAAGACGUAUGCCAACUUUCAAGACGCACCUCAGGAGGAGGCUUCUCUCAGCAAUAGGCUCAAGACGUAUGCCAACUUUCCAGACGCACCUCAGGAGGAGGCUUCUCUCAGCAAUAGGCUCAAGACGUAUGCCAACUUUCCAGACGCACCUCAGGAGGAGGCUUCUCUCAGCAAUAGGCUCAAGACGUAUGCCAACUUUCCAGAAGCACCUCAGGAGGAGGCUUCUCUCAGCAAUAGGCUCAAGACGUAUGCCAACUUUCCAGACGCACCUCAGGAGGAGGCUUCUCUCAGCAAUAGGCUCAAGACGUAUGCCAACUUUCAAGACGCACCUCAGGAGGAGGCUUCUCUCAGCAAUAGGCUCAAGACGUAUGCCGACUUUCCAGACGCACCUCAGGAGGAGGCUUCUCUCAGCAAUAGGCUCAAGACGUAUGCCAACUUUCCAGAAGCACCUCAGGAGGAGGCUUCUCUCAGCAAUAGGCUCAAGACGUAUGCCAACUUUCCAGACGCACCUCAGGAGGAGGCUUCUCUCAGCAAUAGGCUCAAGACGUAUGCCAACUUUCAAGACGCACCUCAGGAGGAGGCUUCUCUCAGCAAUAGGCUCAAGACGUAUUCCAACUUUCCAGAAGCACCUCAGGAGGAGGCUUCUCUCAGCAAUAGGCUCAAGACGUAUGCCAACUUUCCAGAAGCACCUCAGGAGGAGGCUUCUCUCAGCAAUAGGCUCAAGACGUAUGCCAACUUUCAAGACGCACCUCAGGAGGAGGCUUCUCUCAGCAAUAGGCUCAAGACGUAUGCCGACUUUCCAGACGCACCUCAGGAGGAGGCUUCUCUCAGCAAUAGGCUCAAGACGUAUGCCAACUUUCCAGAAGCACCUCAGGAGGAGGCUUCUCUCAGCAAUAGGCUCAAGACGUAUGCCAACUUUCCAGACGCACCUCAGGAGGAGGCUUCUCUCAGCAAUAGGCUCAAGACGUAUGCCAACUUUCAAGACGCACCUCAGGAGGAGGCUUCUCUCAGCAAUAGGCUCAAGACGUAUUCCAACUUUCCAGAAGCACCUCAGGAGGAGGCUUCUCUCAGCAAUAGGCUCAAGACGUAUGCCAACUUUCCAGACGCACCUCAGGAGGAGGCUUCUCUCAGCAAUAGGCUCAAGACGUAUGCCAACUUUCCAGACGCACCUCAGGAGGAGGCUUCUCUCAGCAAUAGGCUCAAGACGUAUGCCAACUUUCCAGAAGCACCUCAGGAGGAGGCUUCUCUCAGCAAUAGGCUCAAGACGUAUGCCAACUUUCCAGACGCACCUCAGGAGGAGGCUUCUCUCAGCAAUAGGCUCAAGACGUAUGCCAACUUUCCAGACGCACCUCAGGAGGAGGCUUCUCUCAGCAAUAGGCUCAAGACGUAUGCCAACUUUCAAGACGCACCUCAGGAGGAGGCUUUUCUCAGCAAUAGGCUCAAGACGUAUGCCAACUUUCCAGACGCACCUCAGGAGGAGGCUUCUCUCAGCAAUAGGCUCAAGACGUAUGCCAACUUUCAAGACGCACCUCAGGAGGAGGCUUUUCUCAGCAAUAGGCUCAAGACGUAUGCCAACUUUCCAGACGCACCUCAGGAGGAGGCUUCUCUCAGCAAUAGGCUCAAGACGUAUGCCAACUUUCAAGACGCACCUCAGGAGGAGGCUUUUCUCAGCAAUAGGCUCAAGACGUAUGCCAACUUUCCAGACGCACCUCUGGAAGAGGCUUCUCUCAGCAAUAGGCUCAAGACGUAUGCCAACUUUCAAGACGCACCUCAGGAGGAGGCUUUUCUCAGCAAUAGGCUCAAGACGUAUGCCAACUUUCCAGACGCACCUCUGGAAGAGGCUUCUCUCAGCAAUAGGCUCAAGACGUAUGCCAACUUUCAAGACGCACCUCAGGAGGAGGCUUCUUUCAGCAAUAGGCUCAAGACGUAUGCCAACUUUCCAGACGCACCUCAGGAGGAGGCUUCUCUCAGCAAUAGGCUCAAGACGUAUGCCAACUUUCAAGACGCACCUCAGGAGGAGGCUUCUCUCAGCAAUAGGUUCAAGACGUAUGCCAACUUUCCAGACGCACCUCAGGAGGAGGCUUCUCUCAGCAAUAGGCUCAAGACUUAUGCCAACUUUCCAGACGCACCUCUGGAGGAGGCUUCUCUCAGCAAUAGGCUCAAGACGUAUGCCAACUUUCCAGACGCACCUCAGGAGGAGGCUUCUCUCAGCAAUAGGCUCAAGACGUAUGCCAACUUUCCAGACGCACCUCAGGAGGAGGCUUCUCUCAGCAAUAGGCUCAAGACGUAUGCCAACUUUCCAGACGCACCUCAGGAGGAGGCUUCUCUCAGCAAUAGGCUCAAGACGUAUGCCAACUUUCAAGACGCACCUCAGGAGGAGGCUUUUCUCAGCAAUAGGCUCAAGACGUAUGCCAACUUUCCAGACGCACCUCAGGAGGAGGCUUCUCUCAGCAAUAGGCUCAAGACGUAUGCCAACUUUCAAGACGCACCACAGGAGGAGGCUUCUCUCAGCAAUAGGCUCAAGACGUAUGCCAACUUUCCAGAAGCACCUCAGGAGGAGGCUUCUCUCAGCAAUAGGCUCAAGACGUAUGCCAACUUUCCAGAAGCACCUCAGGAGGAGGCUUCUCUCAGCAAUAGGCUCAAGACGUAUGCCAACUUUCCAGACGCACCUCAGGAGGAGGCUUCUCUCAGCAAUAGGCUCAAGACGUAUGCCAACUUUCAAGACGCACCUCAGGAGGAGGCUUCUCUCAGCAAUAGGUUCAAGACGUAUGCCAACUUUCCAGACGCACCUCAGGAGGAGGGUUCUCUCAGCAAUAGGCUCAAGACGUAUUCCAACUUUCCAGAAGCACCUCAGGAGGAGGCUUCUCUCAGCAAUAGGCUCAAGACGUAUGCCAACUUUCCAGACGCACCUCAGGAGGAGGCUUCUCUCAGCAAUAGGCUCAAGACGUAUGCCAACUUUCCAGACGCACCUCAGGAGGAGGCUUCUCUCAGCAAUAGGCUCAAGACGUAUGCCAACUUUCCAGACGCACCUCAGGAGGAGGCUUCUCUCAGCAAUAGGCUCAAGACGUAUGCCAACUUUCCAGACGCACCUCAGGAGGAGGCUUCUCUCAGCAAUAGGCUCAAGACGUAUGCCAACUUUCCAGACGCACCUCAGGAGGAGGCUUCUCUCAGCAAUAGGCUCAAGACGUAUGCCAACUUUCAAGACGCACCUCAGGAGGAGGCUUCUCUCAGCAAUAGGCUCAAGACGUAUGCCAACUUUCCAGACGCACCUCAGGAGGAGGCUUCUCUCAGCAAUAGGCUCAAGACGUAUGCCAACUUUCAAGACGCACCUCAGGAGGAGGCUUCUUUCAGCAAUAGGCUCAAGACGUAUGCCAACUUUCCAGACGCACCUCAGGAGGAGGCUGCUCUCAGCAAUAGGCUCAAGACGUAUGCCAACUUUCAAGACGCACCUCAGGAGGAGGCUUCUCUCAGCAAUAGGUUCAAGACGUAUGCCAACUUUCCAGACGCACCUCAGGAGGAGGGUUCUCUCAGCAAUAGGCUCAAGACGUAUGCCAACUUUCCAGAAGCACCUCAGGAGGAGGCUUCUCUCAGCAAUAGGCUCAAGACGUAUGCCAACUUUCCAGACGCACCUCAGGAGGAGGCUUCUCUCAGCAAUAGGCUCAAGACGUAUGCCAACUUUCCAGACGCACCUCAGGAGGAGGCUUCUCUCAGCAAUAGGCUCAAGACGUAUGCCAACUUUCCAGAAGCACCUCAGGAGGAGGCUUCUCUCAGCAAUAGGCUCAAGACUUAUGCCAACUUUCCAGACGCACCUCAGGAGGAGGCUUCUCUCAGCAAUAGGCUCAAGACGUAUGCCAACUUUCCAGACGCACCUCAGGAGGAGGCUUCUCUCAGCAAUAGGCUCAAGACGUAUGCCAACUUUCCAGAAGCACCUCAGGAGGAGGCUUCUCUCAGCAAUAGGCUCAAGACGUAUGCCAACUUUCAAGACGCACCUCAGGAGGAGGCUUCUUUCAGCAAUAGGCUCAAGACGUAUGCCAACUUUCCAGACGCACCUCAGGAGGAGGCUGCUCUCAGCAAUAGGCUCAAGACGUAUGCCAACUUUCAAGACGCACCUCAGGAGGAGGCUUCUCUCAGCAAUAGGUUCAAGACGUAUGCCAACUUUCCAGACGCACCUCAGGAGGAGGGUUCUCUCAGCAAUAGGCUCAAGACGUAUGCCAACUUUCCAGAAGCACCUCAGGAGGAGGCUUCUCUCAGCAAUAGGCUCAAGACGUAUGCCAACUUUCCAGACGCACCUCAGGAGGAGGCUUCUCUCAGCAAUAGGCUCAAGACGUAUGCCAACUUUCCAGACGCACCUCAGGAGGAGGCUUCUCUCAGCAAUAGGCUCAAGACGUAUGCCAACUUUCCAGAAGCACCUCAGGAGGAGGCUUCUCUCAGCAAUAGGCUCAAGACUUAUGCCAACUUUCCAGACGCACCUCAGGAGGAGGCUUCUCUCAGCAAUAGGCUCAAGACGUAUGCCAACUUUCCAGACGCACCUCAGGAGGAGGCUUCUCUCAGCAAUAGGCUCAAGACGUAUGCCAACUUUCCAGACGCACCUCAGGAGGAGGCUUCUCUCAGCAAUAGGCUCAAGACGUAUGCCAACUUUCCAGAAGCACCUCAGGAGGAGGCUUCUCUCAGCAAUAGGCUCAAGACGUAUGCCAACUUUCCAGACGCACCUCAGGAGGAGGCUUCUCUCAGCAAUAGGCUCAAGACGUAUGCCAACUUUCCAGAAGCACCUCAGGAGGAGGCUUCUCUCAGCAAUAGGCUCAAGACGUAUGCCAACUUUCCAGACGCACCUCAGGAGGAGGCUUCUCUCAGCAAUAGGCUCAAGACGUAUGCCAACUUUCCAGAAGCACCUCAGGAGGAGGCUUCUCUCAGCAAUAGGCUCAAGACGUAUGCCAACUUUCCAGAAGCACCUCAGGAGGAGGCUUCUCUCAGCAAUAGGCUCAAGACGUAUGCCAACUUUCCAGACGCACCUCAGGAGGAGGCUUCUCUCAGCAAUAGGCUCAAGACGUAUGCCAACUUUCCAGACGCACCUCAGGAGGAGGCUUCUCUCAGCAAUAGGCUCAAGACGUAUGCCAACUUUCCAGACGCACCUCAGGAGGAGGCUUCUCUCAGCAAUAGGCUCAAGACGUAUGCCAACUUUCCAGACGCACCUCAGGAGGAGGCUUCUCUCAGCAAUAGGAUCAAGACGUAUGCCAACUUUCCAGACGCACCUCAGGAGGAGGCUUCUCUCAGCAAUAGGCUCAAGACGUAUGCCAACUUUCCAGACGCACCUCAGGAGGAGGCUUCUCUCAGCAAUAGGCUCAAGACGUAUGCCAACUUUCAAGACGCACCUCAGGAGGAGGCUUCUCUCAGCAAUAGGCUCAAGACGUAUGCCAACUUUCAAGACGCACCUCAGGAGGAGGCUUCUCUCAGCAAUAGGCUCAAGACGUAUGCCAACUUUCCAGACGCACCUCAGGAGGAGGCUUCUCUCAGCAAUAGGCUCAAGACGUAUGCCAACUUUCCAGACGCACCUCAGGAGGAGGCUUCUCUCAGCAAUAGGCUCAAGACGUAUGCCAACUUUCCAGACGCACCUCAGGAGGAGGCUUCUCUCAGCAAUAGGCUCAAGACGUAUGCCAACUUUCCAGACGCACCUCAGGAGGAGGCUUCUCUCAGCAAUAGGAUCAAGACGUAUGCCAACUUUCCAGACGCACCUCAGGAGGAGGCUUCUCUCAGCAAUAGGCUCAAGACGUAUGCCAACUUUCCAGACGCACCUCAGGAGGAGGCUUCUCUCAGCAAUAGGCUCAAGACGUAUGCCAACUUUCAAGACGCACCUCAGGAGGAGGCUUCUCUCAGCAAUAGGCUCAAGACGUAUGCCAACUUUCCAGACGCACCUCAGGAGGAGGCUUCUCUCAGCAAUAGGCUCAAGACAUAUGCCAACUUUCCAGACGCACCUCAGGAGGAGGCUUCUCUCAGCAAUAGGCUCAAGACGUAUGCCAACUUUCCAGACGCACCUCAGGAGGAGGCUUCUCUCAGCAAUAGGCUCAAGACGUAUGCCAACUUUCCAGACGCACCUCAGGAGGAGGCUUCUCUCAGCAAUAGGCUCAAGACGUAUGCCAACUUUCCAGACGCACCUCAGGAGGAGGCUUCUCUCAGCAAUAGGCUCAAGACGUAUGCCAACUUUCAUGACGCACCUCAGGAGGAGGCUUCUCUCAGCAAUAGGCUCAAGACGUAUGCCAACUUUCCAGACGCACCUCAGGAGGAGGCUUCUCUCAGCAAUAGGCUCAAGACGUAUGCCAACUUUCCAGACGCACCUCAGGAGGAGGCUUCUCUCAGCAAUAGGCUCAAGACGUAUGCCAACUUUCAAGACGCACCUCAGGAGGAGGCUUCUCUCAGCAAUAGGCUCAAGACGUAUGCCAACUUUCCAGACGCACCUCAGGAGGAGGCUUCUCUCAGCAAUAGGAUCAAGACGUAUGCCAACUUUCAAGACGCACCUCAGGAGGAGGCUUCUCUCAGCAAUAGGCUCAAGACGUAUGCCAACUUUCCAGACGCACCUCAGGAGGAGGCUUCUCUCAGCAAUAGGCUCAAGACGUAUGCCAACUUUCCAGACGCACCUCAGGAGGAGGCUUCUCUCAGCAAUAGGCUCAAGACGUAUGCCAACUUUCAUGACGCACCUCAGGAGGAGGCUUCUCUCAGCAAUAGGCUCAAGACGUAUGCCAACUUUCCAGACGCACCUCAGGAGGAGGCUUCUCUCAGCAAUAGGCUCAAGACGUAUGCCAACUUUCCAGACGCACCUCAGGAGGAGGCUUCUCUCAGCAAUAGGCUCAAGACGUAUGCCAACUUUCAAGACGCACCUCAGGAGGAGGCUUCUCUCAGCAAUAGGCUCAAGACGUAUGCCAACUUUCCAGACGCACCUCAGGAGGAGGCUUCUCUCAGCAAUAGGAUCAAGACGUAUGCCAACUUUCAAGACGCACCUCAGGAGGAGGCUUCUCUCAGCAAUAGGCUCAAGACGUAUGCCAACUUUCCAGACGCACCUCAGGAGGAGGCUUCUCUCAGCAAUAGGCUCAAGACGUAUGCCAACUUUCAAGACGCACCUCAGGACGAGGCUUCUCUCAGCAAUAGGCUCAAGACGUAUGCCAACUUUCCAGACGCACCUCAGGAGGAGGCUUCUCUCAGCAAUAGGCUCAAGACGUAUGCCAACUUUCAAGACGCACUUCAGGAGGAGGCUUCUCUCAGCAAUAGGCUCAAGACGUAUGCCAACUUUCCAGACGCACCUCAGGAGGAGGCUUCUCUCAGCAAUAGGCUCAAGACGUAUGCCAGCUUUCCAGACGCACCUCAGGAGGAGGCUUCUCUCAGCAAUAGGCUCAAGACGUAUGCCAACUUUCCAGACGCACCUCAGGAGGAGGCUUCUCUCAGCAAUAGGCUCAAGACGUAUGCCAACUUUCCAGACGCACCUCAGGAGGAGGCUUCUCUCAGCAAUAGGCUCAAGACGUAUGCCAGCUUUCCAGACGCACCUCAGGAGGAGGCUUCUCUCAGCAAUAGGCUCAAGACGUAUGCCAACUUUCCAGACGCACCUCAGGAGGAGGCUUCUCUCAGCAAUAGGCUCAAGACGUAUGCCAACUUUCCAAACGCACCUCAGGAGGAGGCUUCUCUCAGCAAUAGGCUCAAGACGUAUGCCAACUUUCCAGACGCACCUCAGGAGGAGGCUUCUCUCAGCAAUAGGCUCAAGACGUAUGCCAACUUUCCAGACGCACCUCAGGAGGAGGCUUCUCUCAGCAAUAGGCUCAAGACGUAUGCCAACUUUCCAGACGCACCUCAGGAGGAGGCUUCUCUCAGCAAUAGGCUCAAGACGUAUGCCAACUUUCCAGACGCACCUCAGGAGGAGGCUUCUCUCAGCAAUAGGCUCAAGACGUAUGCCAACUUUCCAGACGCACCUCAGGAGGAGGCUUCUCUCAGCAAUAGGCUCAAGACGUAUGCCAACUUUCCAAAAGCACCUCAGGAGGAGGCUUCUCUCAGCAAUAGGCUCAAGACGUAUGCCAACUUUCCAGACGCACCUCAGGAGGAGGCUUCUCUCAGCAAUAGGCUCAAGACGUAUGCCAACUUUCCAGACGCACCUCAGGAGGAGGCUUCUCUCAGCAAUAGGCAACUCCAGAGAUGCCCCGAGAACACUGUCCCAAGUCUAGAGGAACACCAACUUCAGCACGGCAACUCGAGGAAUGCUCCGUGUACCCCAAAUCGUCUCGAGAUGAGAGGUGAUUCCCUGGCGUAG
Molecule: messenger RNA, 8643 nt
Organism: Rangifer tarandus platyrhynchus (Svalbard reindeer)
Lineage: Eukaryota; Metazoa; Chordata; Mammalia; Artiodactyla; Cervidae
Source: the annotation of a GenBank genome assembly